Molecule: messenger RNA, 1164 nt
Organism: Didymella exigua CBS 183.55
Lineage: Eukaryota; Fungi; Ascomycota; Dothideomycetes; Pleosporales; Didymellaceae
Product: phosphoserine phosphatase serb
Exons: 1
Coding region: 1-1164 (387 amino acids)
Biological process (GO): dephosphorylation; L-serine biosynthetic process
Cellular component (GO): cytoplasm
Molecular function (GO): magnesium ion binding; L-phosphoserine phosphatase activity
Source: RefSeq, a predicted model, not a curated record
AUGGCUGCCAGACCACCCGCCCUCGACGUUUCGCACGCCCACAUCGUCGCGACCCUGUUCUACAGAGUCGACAAGCCCCACAAAGCUCUCCUCCCCGACCAAGUACCGCACACACCCCAGGAUUCAAUUCCUGCAGCAUCUCUCGAGACUUUGAGAGAUGGCGCCUCGCCAACUAAGAAUCUCGAGGCCUACCCUCUCGAGCCUCCCACGGGGGGGCCCGAUGCCCUCGACAACCUGUAUGGCAACUACAUCAGCCAAAGCUGCCUGAAUGACUUCACCACCACACUGACCAGCAUUUUGCCCGGUCUCGAAGCAGAGACAAUAACACAUCGUAAGCUCGAGCGAAGCAAGCACUGCCGCGUCGUCGAGGUCGUUUUUCCUUUGCCAAGCGCCUCGACCAGCUCCCUCGAAACUUUUCGCCGCCAUGAGUCAAUCUCGCGCUUCGAGCUCGAGUGGAACGUCGAAUGCGUCUUCCAGGCCGACACAAUACAUCGACGCUACAAGCGCCUCGCCAUCUUCGACAUGGACAGCACGCUGAUCCAGCAAGAGGUCAUCGACGAGAUCGCCGCAGUUAUUGGUGUAGAGAAGGAGGUUGCCGCUAUCACAGCAGCAGCGAUGAACGGCGAGCUGGACUUCGAGGCCAGUCUGCGCGCGAGGUGCAAGCUUCUCAAGGGUGUUCCUGCGACAGUGUUCCAAGACCUUAGGCCAAGGAUAACGAUGAACGGGGGUGUCAAAGAGCUGAUCACCGCGCUGAAGAGACUGGGCUUUAAGACUGCCGUUCUGAGUGGUGGGUUUACACCACUGACUGGGUGGAUGGGACAGCAGCUUGGCCUAGACUAUGCUUACGCGAACCACCUUGUCGUGUCUGAGGAUGGGCAGACGCUGACAGGCGAGCUUACUGGCGAGAUUGUGCAUGCGCAGAAGAAGCGCCAGCACGUCUUGGAGAUCUCGCAGAAGGAAGGCAUUCUACUCGAUCAGGUGGUCUGCGUCGGCGACGGCGCCAACGACCUGCCCAUGAUGGGCGUUGCAGGCCUGGGUGUGGCUUUUCACGCAAAGCCAAAGGUUCAGCUCAUGGCUCCCGCUAGGCUGAACACGAAGAGCAUGCAGGAUCUGCUCUACCUCUUCGGCAUCACCAAGGAGGAGCAAGACGAACUCCUGAAGUGA